UCCCGAACAGUAGGCUAAUGCCCCUUUUAGCUGCCAUUUGUACAGAUUUACUUGUGCGACUGUUCUAGGCCUACUUAAUCGGAAAGAAAAUAGACAUUGCCUUGUUGCAUGUUUCAAGUUGUGCAACUAGCCUAUAAACGAUUAGCGUGAAUGAUUAAGACCUCGUGAGGCAGGGAGUUGGUCUAUGCGGUGAAGCGUCUGAACUUGUGAUUUGGGCUUCGCUGCUCCCAUUCAUUCAGCACACUGCUCCGCCGGCAGUAUGGAGCUAGUGACUCGAACAGUGGGAACUGUCGUCUCGACGAUUGCCGAUCUUCUGCGCUCCUUUACGGAUAUAUUUCUGACUCAGCCCCAUGAAGCCACGCUACCUUACCUGGAGGAAACCGAGCUGAAAACGCUGGAUGAAGAGAAGAAAGUAGUGAAGGCAAAAACACUAUGGGAGAAGUCUGGGGCUGUGGUCAUGGCAGUGAGGCGGCCUGGAUGAUUUUUGUGCAGAGAGGAGGCCUCUGAGCUGUCCUCUCUGAAGCCUCAGCUGGAUGAGCUGGGCAUCCCUCUGGUAGCCGUGGUGAAGGAAAACGUUGGGGAGGAGGUGCAGAACUUCAGACCCUACUUCAACGGAGAGAUCUACUUGGACGAGAAGCGGAGGUUCUUUGGCCCCCGGGAGCGUAAAAUGGGUCUGUCAGGAUUCCUGCGGUCUGGGGUCUGGAUGAACGGUUAUCGGGCUUUCAAGAAUGGUUUCCUGGGCAACGUUUAUGGAGAGGGCUUUAUCUUGGGAGGAGUGUUUGUCAUCGGACCAGGGGGUCAAGGAAUCCUCCUUGAACACCGAGAGAUGGAAUUUGGGGACAGAGUCAACGUCCGGCACGUGGCUAACGCGGUGCGUGACAUCCACACGGAACCGGCGCCUGUGCCUGAACACUAGCACUGACCCGGCGGUCGCCAUGGCGACACAUACUGGGAUUAUGACAUCACUUGAGCCCCCGAGAGUCUGCUGUUGAGAAACCUCAGCAAAUCUCCUCUGCAGAAUUGUGCUCCUCGGCCAACACGGACUUGCACAAUGUGGACUGACUUGCUCACGGUUGCUUAAUAACACAAAGGAGGGCUGAGGGUGCUGUGCUGUGCCACUGAUGACGAGAAGUGUGGUAGUGCCUAUGAAGGACUGUUUCUAAACUCUUUUGACGAAGCAGUCUUGAUGUUUUCACACUUUCACCUACUCAAGUCAAUGUAACGCAAUACAGAGAGACGGACCAGGGAAAAGUGUAUCUCGGAAAAUAAAUGGCUAACACAAA
Molecule: messenger RNA, 1283 nt
Organism: Sardina pilchardus (European sardine)
Lineage: Eukaryota; Metazoa; Chordata; Actinopteri; Clupeiformes; Clupeidae
Product: peroxiredoxin-like 2A
Exons: 5
Molecular function (GO): antioxidant activity
Source: RefSeq, a predicted model, not a curated record